Dermacentor albipictus is the source of this 2227-nucleotide messenger RNA. The record is from RefSeq and is a predicted model, not a curated record. Lineage: Eukaryota; Metazoa; Arthropoda; Arachnida; Ixodida; Ixodidae.
CUUCCUGACGUACCCUUACCGCUGGGCUAUCUAUCACUCUUUACUCUAUUUUUCUCUACUCUUUUUGUCCCUUUCCCCUCACCCGUACAGCGCCGUGGAGGUGCCCUCGCACGAGAGGCAGUAACAGCGCUGUACUUAUCUCUUCCUUUUCCCCUUCUAAAACCACUCACACGCGACCGGUCGCGCGUAUUCCGAUCUCGUUUGUUCGGCUACUGACACUGCCGCGAUGCCUCCCCAGCCCAGCGGUAAGGCCGUGAAGAAGGCCGGCAAGGCGCAGAAGAACGUGCGCGCCACCGACAAGAAGAAGAAGAAGCGCCGCAGGAAGGAGAGCUUCUCCAUCUAUAUCUACAAGGUGCUGAAGCAGGUGCACCCGGACACUGGAGUCUCCAGCAAGGCCAUGUCUAUCAUGAACAGCUUCGUGAACGACAUCUUCGAGCGUAUCGCCGCGGAGUCGUCCCGUCUGGCUCACUACAACAAGCGCUCGACCAUCACGAGCCGGGAGAUCCAGACGGCCGUGCGUCUGCUGUUGCCCGGUGAGCUGGCCAAACACGCCGUGUCCGAGGGCACCAAAGCCGUCACCAAGUACACCAGCUCCAAGUAGGCGACCGAGCGCUCGUCCGCGCAGCCAACACCCAACGGCUCUUCUCAGAGCCACCCAAGGUGUCUGCAUUGGCAUUGGGAUGUAGCGAGAAUCUCGACAAUUCCGUCCGUUCCCUCUGUUUGACGCUUCCUCGUUUGCAAACGCCAGGCGCGCGCUGUUUGCGUUCUCGUUGUGACAGCGCGUGCGCUGAAAGAUUUGUAGCAGAAACGCACAGAACGCCAUGCGCUCAGCACAACAACACACACACAAAAAGGGACUCUCACGCGCCGAUAGGGCCAUUUUACUCCGCAUUGGCUGCUUCAACACAGCGCAGCGGAUGUCUCGCCAUUCAGUUCCGUUUGCCAGAACUGCACUGCUGGCGUUGAUGAAACUCUCGCACACGUACUUCUCGACUGCGCCGCAUAUAUCUCAGCUCGUGAAAUCCUAAUCGACGCCCAGGACUCCCCAUAGCCCGUCCCGAGGACUUUCUGUUUCCUAGGGGUCUUGCGGGUUUACUCAAAAGAGCCUUCCCAGCUCUCAUUGAUUUCUUUGAGUCGUCGAACCUUACCACGCGGCCAUCGGCGCCGUUUCACGCUUCUUUUCUUCACGGCCUUACGCUCGUCCUCUCCCGUAUUUGUUUCUCUUCACUCCUUUAUUCGCCUUACCCUCCCCCGUGCAGUACUGUUGAGGUGACCUCCUAAGCGAGAGACUGUUGCGGUACUGCACUCUUCUCUUCUUUUACCAGUUCAACGUCACUUACUACUACUUCUUGUUUACAAACACGCGGCGCGCGCUGUCGGACAGCGCGUGUGCUACAACUUUUGUAGCAGAGCCGCACAGGAAGCCAUGGGCUCAGCACAACAACACGCACAAAGCAAGUAUGGGAUGGGGCGCGUGAGGCGACUCUGCGCGAGCGGCCACGUUCGCCUGCACUAAUUACCACGGCGCGUGUUUCACACACCUAGGACGAUGAGGCGGUCGUUGCUGCACAUUUACUUAAUUCUGGUGUAGCGUAACUUUUAAAAGCAGGCAGCCCUCAUCCCUCUUUUGUUUUUUUCACGCUUUAUGUCUUCUCUUGUUUCGACGCGCUUUUAAAAGCGGGUCCUGAGGUGUGCCUUCAUGGCUGCUAGAAUGCCCUCUCGGCGGCCGCCCGCACGUAGGCAGCAGUGCUCCGGACUGAAAUUCAGAGCCGCGCCAUGCCAGUGCCGCAUCGCUGUAGCAGUGGCUGGCGAGCGGAAAUGGGUUAGCACGUUCACGAAGCAGCAGUGCGUAAGGGAUAUUUUACACUGUUAUUACAAAUGUAUGUGUGAGUGGCUUUAAAAGGGGGAAAAGGAAGAGAUAAGUACAGCGCUGUUACUGCCUCUCGUGCGAGGGCACCUUCACGGCGCUGUACGGGUGAGGGGAAAGGGAUAAGAAAGGGUAGUGAAGAAAACAGAGUAUAAAAGUGAAUUAUUACAAAUGUAAGCUCUCCGCACACUUACAUAGCUAGCGGUUUCGCGCGCGCCCUGCGUAUAGCUGCCUUCGUACGGGGCGACGGGAGAGGGAGGAGGUCGGAGCGCCGUCAACAAUGCCCUCUCUCUCUUCCGUCCCCUAGAAUGCUGAAUUGGGCUCGCGCGCGCGUCUUACGCUGGUUUCGGUGACGUUAUC